Cavia porcellus (domestic guinea pig) is the source of this 1757-nucleotide messenger RNA. It is a transcript of the gene Cenpa, whose product is annotated as centromere protein A. Gene Ontology annotation, cellular component: nucleosome. Gene Ontology annotation, molecular function: DNA binding; structural constituent of chromatin; protein heterodimerization activity. The transcript has 4 exons. Bases 172 to 582 code for a protein of 136 amino acids. Lineage: Eukaryota; Metazoa; Chordata; Mammalia; Rodentia; Caviidae. The record is from RefSeq and is a predicted model, not a curated record.
CGGCCCUGAAGUAGGCGGUGCCAGAAAUUUGAACGGAAGGCGGUGCGGAGGGCCGCCGAGCACCGGCUUCCUCGCGUGGAGCACGUUCUCCGUCUCGUGGACCUUCAGUCUCAGGACCGGGAGGCCAGACCGGAGCCGUGGGGCUGCGCGCCAGACCCUCCGCGGCCCGCCAUGGGCCCGCGCCGGAGCCGCCGCAAGCCAGAGACCCCGAGAAGGCGCACCGAGAGCCCGUCCGGCGAGACGUCCCGGCCGAGGACCUCAGGGCGAGCCCGGCGCCUCCGCUGGCUCCGAGAGAUCCGAGAGCUGCAGAAGAGCACAGACCUCUUGCUGAGGAAGGCGCCCUUCAGCCGCGUGGUGAGAGAAAUCUGUGCUAAAUUCACCCGUGGUGUGGACUUCAACUGGCAAGCUCAGGCCCUGCUGGCCCUUCAAGAGGUCUCUGGCGGAGUUGCCUCGCCAUUUCACAAGGCCAGAUCACCUCGCUUUUUUAAAGAAGACCCUGUCUUAACUUCUGAAAAUGCCUCCUUAUUAAAUGUGAUUGCUCAAUUUCAAGGACAAUACCUGGGACUCCAGGGCCACCAGUAAACCCAGUGACAUCUGCGGUGUCCCCUGGACCUUGCUGUCCAUGAGCAGUGUGCAUGUGUUGCUUUUGACGUUUUCUUUAUGAAGGAGGGGACUGCGUGGCUUUCCUCUGUGCCCAUGAAGAGCCGGCUCAGCACCUAAGCCUGGAAGUAUCUGCCAAUGGAAGACCACGUCGCCUCAGUUUGUGGAUUACCCAUGCGACUGCUGCAGGGUUUUGAAGGCAUCAGAUCUGCUUUGUUGUGGAGGAAAGAUAUUUACUUAUUGUUUUUGAUUUUGCUGUACUAUGCAUUUUUUGGCAAUAUAUAAAUUUUUACUUUUUAAAUAAAAUACUUUUUUAAAUAUAAGGGAAAAUUAAUAUUUCAGUGAGCUGCAUAGAAUGGCUGGCCAGGCACCACUAAUGUACAGAUCGCUCCCUUCCACAUUCAUCUCUUCAUUGCUGUCUGUGAGGUUUUCCAAAACUGAAUUGAGAUUAAAAUAGGGAAAAAAAAAUUUUUUUUUUGGCGCUGGGGAUCAAACUGAGGGCCUUGUGCAUGCUAAAUGUAUGCUUUACCAUGGAGCUCCACGCCGUGCCUGAAAUAGAAAACUCUUUCAAUCUUUCUGGUUUCUCCUAGGAAAUCCCUAUCCAAAUAUCAAAACCAUUCAGAAAUUCUGACUCUUAGAACUUAGCAUUUUAUACUGAGCUGUAAAUCACAGAGGUAUUAUAUUAAUCAGCACAGGAUUUUAAGUGGUUUUUUCAAUGUUUUCAUAGAUAAUUCUUAAAACUGCUUUUUGGAGAGAUAAUACAAGUAAUUCUUUAAUGGAAAAAAAUUGAAGUUUCUAUUAUAGAAAGAGAUGAUAUAAAGUCCUUUGGGUUCCAGCUCCAGCAAUGCCAAAAUUUUAUUUUAAAAGACUGUACAUGAAGUUCCUCUUUUGCACAGUUUACAGACAAUCAAUUUUAGAAAGGGAAGGUUUUGCUUCCAAUGGACUAGAGACCUCAGAGGAAAACACCCUUCCCCCGUCACUGGAAGUGCAGGAGAUCUCCACAGGGAGGAGCCGCCCCUCCCUGCUAAAUGUAAAUGGGCAGCCCGAGCAGACCCUGGAGAUGGCAGUCAGCCAAACCCAGAGAGGGACCAGAGGAAAGCGAGAGUUUUAGUGUUUGUUUCACACAGAUGUUCAAAUAAAGCUCUAUCUGUGUUUCA